Messenger RNA from Plasmodium malariae, 3924 nucleotides. RefSeq names its product ATPase, putative. Gene Ontology annotation, cellular component: nucleus. Gene Ontology annotation, biological process: ribosome biogenesis. The transcript has a single exon. NCBI's taxonomy places the organism in Eukaryota, Apicomplexa, Aconoidasida, Haemosporida, Plasmodiidae. The record is from RefSeq and is a predicted model, not a curated record. Bases 1 to 3924 code for a protein of 1307 amino acids. Gene Ontology annotation, molecular function: ATP hydrolysis activity; ATP binding; preribosome binding.
AUGAAAAUCCUUUCAGAUAAAAUCAAAUAUCGAAUAUUAGAUAUUAUAUUUAAAAAUAAUUUAAUUGGGGAAAAUGAAGAUCAAAGAACAAAUCUUAAAAAUGUUGUUAUGAACUCUUCCCUGAUAAUAAAUACAUUAAGAAAAGAAUUUCUUGAAUAUAGACGAGUACAGAAAGGAACACUAAACAAUAUAAUCGUGGAUGUUAUAAGAAAUUCUUUUAAAAAUGGGGUCCUAUUGAAAAGAAUGGAACAAAGGAAUAAUAGGGGUAGUAUGGAAAAGGGAAGCAGCACUAACGAGAUGGCAGGCAGUGGAGGGGAUAAGUAUAGUACUGUUGAGGUAGCAACUUCCAAGGUAGUAAGUGUUGAUGCAGCUAGUUCUAAGGAUGCUAGUACGAAUGGUCGUAGUGCUAAUAGCCGUAGUGCUAAUAGCGGUAGUGCUAAUAGCGGUAAUGCAGGUUUUGAAAGGGUUAACGCCCUGGAUGGAAGGAACCAGCGGACGGGGAAGAUCCGAUUGAUUAAAUCAGAAGCGAAUGCACAAAGUAAAGAGUUAGAAAUGAAGGGAUGCAAUUCAACUUCAGAUGGAAAAAACAUCGAAGGUAAUAAAAGUGUUAAUAGAAAAAAAAGGAACGAUAAAUUGAAAAAUGUAGACGACGAGAUAAAAGACAAACUUGGCAAAGAAGAGAAAAGAAUGGUUCUGCGGUUAAUUAACGAGCGAAUGAAACUAGAUAUGAUAAAUAAUAAAACAAAAGAGAGUGAAAAAAAUAAUAUGAUCGAUAGUACCAUGAAGAAUAUUCUAAAAUUCGUGAAGGUACCUAAAUUCGGGGAAGGGACUAGCCCGUUAGAUGAGUAUAAAGGAAUACACAAUAUAAAAAAAGAUAUAUUAUGUAGUAUAAUAUAUCCAUUUAAAUAUAGAGGGGAUAAUUUUAGCUCAAUUAUUAGCAUCAGUGGAAAUAGCGGGUCAGGUAAAACAACAUUAGCUUAUGCUAUUGCUGGGGAGUGUGACUGUCCAUUUUUUUACUUAAAAUUACCAGAAUAUAUAAGGUACUUAUCAAAUGAUGAAAAAAAUAAUAAAAUGAAAAUAAUUUUUGAACAUAUAAGAAAUGAAUAUAAUAAAGCAAUUCUAUGUAUUGAUGAUGUAGAUAUUUUGUUUUCAUCAAAAGAAGAUACUAUAGACAUAUAUUUGUUUACAUAUUUAUUAAGCAUAUUUGAUAAUUCUAGUAUUAUUAUACUAUUACUAAGUAUUAAUAAACCAUAUGAUAGUAUAUUAUAUACCAAAAUCCAAAAGUUCAUUUCGAUGCCUCUUCCUACAUAUGAAGAUAGACUAGAUAUAUUUCAAAAUAUAACUAAACAAUUUUUACUCAGUUUUGAUACAACCUUUACAGCAUCUAUUACCUAUGGUUUUAAUAAAGGACAGAUAUAUGAACUCAUCAAUGAAGCAGUAAAUCUUUCAAUAUAUAACGAUACGCUAAUAGACUGUGUUGCAUGUGUACAUAAUAGUACUACUACAACUUCGGGGAUGCAUACAAAAUUAAGUGAACGUUCUAGCAGUAAUGAGAACGGUACAACACAAGAGAACAGCUAUCGGAAUUAUGAAGAAGGAAAUGCUAUGCAUAAGGAUAAAAUAGAUAUAGCAUAUAAUGCGAAGGAUUAUGUACAUAUGGAAAAAUUAGAAAAUGGAAGAAUAAAAUGUGGAAGCAUUCAUAAAAAUCAGUCCGAUGUUCAUGUACAUGUGCAAAAUGGUCAUAGGGAUGAUACUACAUUGAUGUAUAAUGUGGUUGGAGUGAAAGAUGAAACAUAUACUAAGAGUGGCUGUAGCUCCAUGAAUAAAGAAAGCAGUAUGUAUGACAGGACCAGAUUAUCGGUAGACCAAACUGAAGAAGAGGAAAAAUAUGAUUUGUCAACGAUUGAUACGACUUCAUCUGUACUACGAGACUCCUCGUUUGCUGUAAGAGGGGAGGGAUAUACAAAGCGGAAAGUCAGCAUCAUUAGCAGUGUUGGCACUGUUAGAGGUACUAAUGGUAGCGGUAUCACUAAUGGUAGCGGUAGUACUAAUGGUAGCGGUAGUACUAAUGGUAGUGGUAGUACUAAUGAUAACGAUACCCACGCUGAGCAGGUGCGCAAGAAGGUCCGAACUGCAAACAUGCACAUCGACAAUGACGUAAUUUACGAAAGUGUUAAAAACGUAAAGAAAAAAAUGGCAACUCAUAAUAGGUGUGAAGUACCAACUAUUAGUCUAGAUAAUGUUGGAUCGUUAAAAAAAAUUAAGAAAAUAUUAGAAACGAAAUUUAUAUUACCAGUGAAAUAUGCGAACAUAUACAAACAUCUGGGUAUUAACAAAAGCAUGGGUAUAUUAUUAUAUGGACCACCUGGAUGUGGUAAAACUAUGCUAGCUAAAGCUAUAAGUAAUGAAAUGAGAGCGAAUUUUAUAGCUAUUAAAGGACCAGAAAUUUUAAACAAAUAUGUUGGUGAAAGUGAAAAGAAUGUACGAGAAAUAUUCGCAUAUGCAUCCAUAUACAAACCUUGUUUAAUAUUUUUUGAUGAAAUAGAUAGUAUAUGUAUUAAUAGAGCUAAUAACAAAACUGCAGUUGCAUCAGAUAGAGUAGUCAACCAGCUAUUAACAGAAAUGGAUGGUCUUUCAAAAAGAGAAAGUGUUUACAUUAUAGCUACGACUAAUAGACCAGAUAUUAUUGAUAAAGCAUUAUUACGUAGUGGUAGGUUUGAUCAACUAAUAUAUAUUUCUUUACCGAAAUAUAAGGGAAGAAUUGAUAUAUUAAACAAACUUGCAAGAGAUAUGCCAAUAGAUAAAGAUGUAAAUUUUUCAGAAAUAUCAAAAUUAACAAAAGGGUAUAGUGGAGCAGAUUUGUAUGGCAUCCUAAGAGAGAGUGCAUUUAUAGCUCUACAAGAGUGUCGAGAUAAAAUAGAUAUAAUAAAUUUUGAUAUUCCUAUGUUGGAAGGUGCACAAAAAAUAUGUGGGAAAUCAUGUAAAAAUACAGCACUAGAAGUAUCUGCUUUAAAGGAUAAUAGUUUUUAUAAAGAAGGAAAGGAUAAAAAAGAUCUUUUUGACACAAAGUGGGAUGAUACAAAUACAAGCAGUAAGAAGAAUGACGAUCAAAAUAGCAUGAUAGAUAAAAGUGCUACAACAAAGAUAUUAUUAAAUACAUAUGUAAACAAUUCUAAUGAUACUGGUAGUACCACUUAUAAUCUAGGACGAAGGAAAGAACAAAACUUCAAUGAUGUUGAACAACAUUAUUCUCAUUCAACAUAUAAUACCCCCAUGAAUGGUAGUAUAAAUACAGACACGUAUGGUGAAAAAGGAAUAAAACUGAUAUGUGAGAUUGACCAAGAAAUUUCUCGAGCACAUAAUGAUAUAAAUGGUAUACUACCAGAUUCUGAGUUGGAAAAUAUUAACGAAAUGAAUGAUGUAGAAAAUUUGGCACAAUGCAAACAAACAGUGAAUAAAGAUUCUGGGAAAUUUACCACGUUCACUCAGGAGGACUUAUCAUCAGGAGCGAGUAAAAAUUGGGUGGAAAAAAAUAAAGAAAUGAAAGCACCAGACGCACGGGGAAAGGCAGAGAAGGGAGAAAUAAAAAAAAAAAAAAAAAAAAAAAAAAAAAAAAAUGAACGUGCAGAUGAACCACAAAACGAUUGGCAACAUGCUUGUCAAUGUGAACAUGUUAGUAAUUCCCAAAUAAACAACACUGCAGGGGAAAAUAACAACAAUGGGAAAUUCGAAAUGCCUGAUUUAAAAAAUGAAGGCCUAGAUGAAAAGGAAAAAAAUAAUUUAAUAUACGAAUUUAUUCAAAAAAAUAAGAAUAUAUUAACAAUUAAACAAAGGCAUAUAGUGAUGGCAAUUAAAAUUGUGCCGAGGAGUGUUUCCAAAAGGCAAAUGAAAUAUUACAAAGAAAUAAGCAAAAAGUUUAAAUGA